UAAUGAGACAGAACGCGAAACGGUCGUUAUCCACGUACAACGGGCACAUGCGAGCAAUUCCAAGCUCAGUACAUCGUCAAAAGUGACAGCGAAUAGAGUACGCAGUGGAGGGCCUUUGGCUUCGAAAUCCAAUAAAAGCGGGUUGAUUGCGAACGGUAACGGCGUAAUUUCAUAUGCAACACAAACACUAACCAAUAUUUGUGCAAUACAAAUGACACAUAGUGAAUAGGACGUAUGUGUGUGUGUGUGUGUGUGUGUUAGGCUACUGAGUAUUCGGUUCGUUGUCGUACGUGGCCGCGUAUGAAACCGGCAGAUGUGCGUAUGAAUGAAAGGUAGUAAAAGCACCAAUAAUAACAAUAACAAAAACAAACGAGAACGAGAACGAAAAGCGGCAGUCAAGCGACGGCUUACCCAGGAACGUGAUGAGUAACAGCAGCAACAGCUCUUAAUGAGUGAGUGAUAAAGAGCAAACCAAGAACAGCGUUUCAAUUGAGCUAAGUGAAAAACAUUGUAUGCAUUUUAUCUAGUGCAGACACUUCUGUACCUACAAACAUACACAUAUUUAUCAACAAUAUUUGUUUUGUCGUCCUUGAAGUGAAGUGCUUGCCAUUGUGACUACAGAUCUCCUGAAGCAGCGAAUUGUCCGUGGAACAGUUUGUGCUUACUCCAGCAAAAACACAAAAAGCGAUCUUCGAUAUACUUACAUAUGUAUGUACUAUAAAUGUACGCCUUCUGUCGCUUAUCAUACUAGCGAACGAACGCCCGUCCCGCCACACGCUGCACUUCAACACAACUUUACAAACAUUCUGGUAUCAUUAACAGCGUUAUCGUCAAGUCAAUAUUAACGAUCAGUUCAGAAUUGUAGUGUCGUGGUAGCGACGGAAACGGAAUUUCGACAGCGGCAACAGGAUCGGAGCCAGCUAAAAAGAUUUAUUGUUACAAAACUGGCUUCAAAUAUUGACUUAGCUAAGGAAAUCCAAUGCCGCGUAACAACUCAAAAGGCGAAAACCGUAUUCCAAUAUCCUCUAAAUUAAACUCCUUAAGCUUCGGAAAUCUAAUUGAUUUUGGAGACUCCGUCUGGAAAAAUGUCAGAAAUUGCUAGAAAUGAUGCCAGUACCGAGUCACUUUGCACCGUAAUAGAAAAUUUUAAAGAAAAUAGUAACACUAGUUCCAAUCACAACUUGAGUAGUAAUGACAAGAAAAGUUUAAAUUGUGAAAACAACAUAGCUGACGAUGUUAUUCACAGACAUAAUAUCGACAAUUCCGAACCAAGAAAGCCUUACAAAAACGACAAUGACGAAUGCGAGUCCUUAUAUGAUAACUGUGAUAUCUCACAAGAUGAGUCGAAUUCAUCAAUAUCAGCUUCUGUUAAGUCGAGCACUAAGCUAAAAAAAUCGGUUUCUUUCGAUCCCCAAGACGAGAAGGUACGCAAAUUUAUAGAAGGCGAACCAAUUGUAGAUCAAAAAAAUCCUUUUAAACAACAAUAUUCAACUUGGGGAAACUCGGCUAGGAAGAAGAAAAUACCGCCCCCUGUACCAGCUAAACGAUCGACGUUGAGUGUCCGAAAAACUGUCACGCAACAGUUACGUGAAAGAGAGCGUGAAAAAGAAAAGGAAAAAGAACGAAUUAAAAACGAAACAAAUAACCGAAAGUCAAAUUCUGGUAAUAUUGUGUCCUUACCAUCACCUGACGAUUUCGUUACUACUGAAGAAGUUCUAAAACAAUCCAAAUAUGUUAAAACAUAUGUGAAAAAUCCGGAUCCAUAUUUUGUUUACGACCCUUCCAUACUAGCACGACUUAAAUGUGAAGAAACACGUGAUAUUGGUGAAAAAAACUCUUCAAAAAAACUUCGUUUAACAAAUCAAACUAAAGAUCGUAUUAAGGAUUUAAAAAGUAAACCUUCUAUAGAAGCAUCGCUUUCACACUCAAAGAUUCCCUUUAAGAAAUGUUCAAAACCAAAUUAUCCUGAUCUUUCUGACAUCAAGAUCAAAGUUGGUACCGAUUUGGUUGGAAAUUUUUUUAAUCCAGCCGAAGUGUCAAAGAAUGCCAAAAAGUUCGACGAUAGGGUAAAAACACUUCAAAUAAGUUCAGAAGAUGAUUUAGAUGAAAUAGAUGGUCCCUUAACAAAAAGUGAAUCGAGUGAUGAGGUGACCCCGAACUUAGUUAAUAUAAAGAAAAUAAACUCAGAAUCCGAACAACCCAAAACCGUUAACUUUGAAAAUAUGGAUGUCAAAGAAAUAUUGGAAGAGGCGCCUGAAGGCACAUUUACCAAUACAAUAAAAUCUAAAGAGUUUCAUGAUUAUCUUGAAAAAAAGGGCCUUACUUUGAUACCAAAAAAAAUUCCGAAUGGCGCACAAUCUGUGUAUACAACUGGCAGACAGAUAACUAAACCUGAUACUCGUAUCUCUUUUAAAAGCCCUGAGAGCGUGCAGAUCUCAUUAGAUACAACGGACUCUGUGCGUAACACUAAAAAGCCCUCAGUAUUUCAACGUCUGCUUUCAAAUAGUAUUUUUGCUACUAGACGUAAAACAACUCCCAAAGAUAUCGUUCCUACUCCGAAAUCACUGAACAAUUAUAAAAUGCAUUUGAAAGAAAAUUUAGAUAACCCGCAAACUUCGCUUAAGCGAGUGGUUUUAGAAAGACAAAGUUUUCACGGACGUCCUCAUGCAAAUAAUAAUUUAUUAAGUCCUGCCGAAACUGAGUUCUUAAAACACCAACAGCAACAGUCCCGCAAGAGCUUUGCAAGUGGGGAAAACUUAUCUAAUUCAUUAUCUAGUGUCUUACCAAAUGACGAGCUGCUCCACAACUCAACAGCAGAAGAAGAUGCGCACACUCCAUUCAUAAAACCCUCAAGACGGCCACAUUCCAAAGAGAGAUUGGUAAGCUCUCAACAAAAUAGACCCCCUCCAAAUAAUACAAUACUAAAACCAAGAGCACAUCGACUUUACGCUGUAAAUAACACAACGAAUCUAACGACGGAAGGACUUGAAAAUUCGUCAAAUGGCACACUAAAGCGAACCGUUGAGCGCCAAAGCCUCAUACCCAAACGAUCUAAUCAAACUUUAAACCGCAAACAAAUUUUUAAUCGUUCUAGUUCAAUGGAUCGUAAUGAAAUAUUGAAAAAGAGACUUCUACGAGAGCUGCAAAACAAAUCAAAAAGUGACAAUGAGGCUUCUGAGGUUUCUACACCUUUCACCUCUAAAGAAAACAUAGGAGAACAAUUUUCUACCAUGAAUGGACCCAAAACAACUUCAACUCCAAUCCGAAAUGCAAAUAAUGAUGCGGAAAGCCACAGUUUAACACAUAGGGUAAGCGUGGCAAAUAAAGUUUACGUCGACCAACAAGAGUGGGAACGAUUAAAAGCAAUUAAAGAUCGUAUGGACAAUGAGCUAUACCUGAAAAUGUUACAAGAACAAAAAAGACAGCAGGAUGCAGAAAAUAUAUAUGAACGUCUUCAGCCACAAAAAAUAUCGGUAACCCAACCUGAUACUAUGUCCAAACAGCCCAUAACAUUAGAACCUAACUUUAUUAGGGGAUCUCCACAAAGGAACACAUUCGCAGGCUUGACUAAAAAUAGACAAGCUAAAAUUAUUGAUGGAAGAGCAUUAAUUCCAUCAUCAUUUCCUGUAAAUAUGCGGUAUAUUAGUAAUACUAAGGAAAGUGUUUUCGAAUCUACUCCUCGUAGUCAAAGCGUCUUGGGCAAUAUGACUUAUACUUCUGCGAACGGUAAUAUUAACAGAAAAUGCUACGAAAUUGACAUGGGUACACCAGUUGUUCUACGACGAAAAGAUAAUAAAAUAUCCGAACCGGUGUGUAGUCCAGAACAGCGUCGCAUCGGUGGUCUACUAACUAGAGAUGAGAUUUUGCAAAAAGUGAAAGAUUUUUGCAGAAAAUCUCUAAAUAAAACACCAAUUAUUCAACAAUCACAAACUAGAGUAAUUCAUAAUAAGCAAACUGGUCCAUCUGAUUUGUCUCCAGUAUCAUAUGCGUCCGUCGAAACGAACCAGAGGCCUGCUUCAAGAAUGUAUGCGGCUCCUCAAGUUCCUCAACGUAUGCAGAGCUUGCCUCAACAAUUCAUCCCAAUAAAUACGGCGCAAAUGAUAAGUGAAAUAAAUCCAAAUACAAUAUCACCAAUUUAUGCUCAUGUGGUAAAAAGAAGUAGCUUACUAUCAAACAAUUCAGAAAUUUACGAUAGUCCUCAAAAAAUUAACUUGAUGCGACAGGAUCUGGAAACUCCUGCAAUAUAUGUAGAGCAUGGAAAUUUGCCGACUCCGCAAUACGUACUUGUUGGGGGUGAUAAAAUCGUACCUGCGAAACAAGUAUUCAGCUUUUAUCCCGGACAGAAUGAAAUUUACGCCCAGCCACAAUAUGUCCGCCCAUACAAUUUGCAACCUGUUCCGGGCGCUUAUGGUUACAUAAGUGUUCAGGAACCACUUUCAAAUCAGCAUUUACAGCAUAGGUUGUAUAAUGGACGAAGUACUCCAUUGAUACUUGAUCAGUCAAGUCAACAGGCGAGUCAAAUAUAUUGGACGCCGCGUAAUCAGCGUUUACAACAGCAUUCUGGACUACAGCCAGUGAACAUUAGUAGUCCCUGUUUUAUGCUCAAGCAACUACAUUCACCGUCCACAACUAGAAUUGAGCUCCCCAAUAGAAGUAAUAUAAAAACAAUUCCGAACACUGCUGAACUCCAAAUUCAACAUGCAGCAACAAUUGAAAGUAGAACACCCAACAAUCGACAGACCCAAGCCAAACCAUCAUCUAGACAAUUAGAAGAUUUAAACAACCAACAUUCCUACGAUUGGGAAAGUGGCUCCGAAGCUGGCGAAGUUCGACGUAUUUUUGAGAAUACGGGAAACAACGGUGAGUUCAGAGGAAGUCAUUUAAUAAGAAAUCUCAAAAAUAAGUUAUCUCGACUAUUAUCAUAAAAUAACAUACAUAAUAUACAAACAAAAAUAAUAUAUGUAAAAACUUAAAAUAUUCAUCAAUGCAUACUUUUACAUUUAGUGAUAGCUGACAUAAUGAAAACUUCGUCAAAAGAAGAUUACCGCAAAUGUACAUAUGUAUAUAUAAUAUAAUUACCGAAGAAUUUAGUUAAUUUCGUAAUAGUAUUUAUUCACCUACGCCUAUGAAGAAAUGUGCCUGAAAAUUACAAAAACUGACUGUGCUUCGCAAAAACUUUAUCCACAUUUCUCUUGUAUUAAACUCAUCUACAGGUAUAUAAAUAUAUAAGGAUGUAUACAUAUGUAUGUAUGUUGCAGGCUGUUCUAGGAAAUAUUAGACAAAAAUAACUUAAGCCUAACAGAGGAAGCAUAUAGCAUAGGACGAGAUGAGUUUAUCGGAUGUAAAAUUUAAAUGUUGGUGGAUGGCAAAUAAAUUAUUUUCUUAACGUCAGUAAAAAAACAAUCCUUCACUCAUAUUCAAAAUCACUGAUUUGUGCAACUGUUGCAUUUGUAUUAUUACGUCAAAUUACACACUACGAUAAAUAUAAAUAUACAUACACUAGGGGAUCCGGUCACGCGUUGCUGUGGUAUACAUUUUAUACUAUUAUUCAUAUAAUAAACUAUUCAAUACAGUGAAAAUUUCAUUUACAAAUAAAGGCGAAAACGUUUUUGUCGGUAUAAGAAUCUAAGGGAUGUACUUGAGAUUUAAUUUUGAAUAUGUUCAUACAAAUAAAUUUCAUUGGAAAAAAUAACGAAUUUGGGGCUGCUUUCUCAAUGUCUAGUUACCAGCCUUUCUGUCCAGUUAAUAGAGUUGUCUGCUUAAUAGAUUUUAUUAAAAAACAUCAAUAAUGUGCAUGGUUAAUGGAGAUGACCGCUUAAUAGGGCGUCCAGUUAAUAGAGCUUUCACUUAUUCUUUAUUUAUAGAUUAUUUUCACUAUUUUAUCUUCUAAAUUUGUUUGAACUGGACACAGUGUGCUAAGUUUUACUAAAAUCGGUUCAGUAGCUUAGGAGCCCAUCGAGAACAAACAACGUGACACGUACUUUUUAUACAUAAUUUUAUAUAAGUAUGUAUAAUAUAUGUGACCUCGUCUACGAAAA
Messenger RNA from Bactrocera neohumeralis, 6038 nucleotides. RefSeq lists its product as uncharacterized. Lineage: Eukaryota; Metazoa; Arthropoda; Insecta; Diptera; Tephritidae. Bases 1086 to 4925 code for a protein of 1279 amino acids. The record is from RefSeq and is a predicted model, not a curated record. The transcript has 4 exons.